Molecule: messenger RNA, 567 nt
Organism: Suillus plorans
Lineage: Eukaryota; Fungi; Basidiomycota; Agaricomycetes; Boletales; Suillaceae
Exons: 6
Coding region: 52-396 (114 amino acids)
Source: RefSeq, a predicted model, not a curated record
CUUACACUCACCCUUCUGCAUUCACUCACUCACUCACUCCUACAUACAAUCAUGGGUUUCCUCGACGCCUUCUCUUCUUCCCAGAAUCAGUACGACAACUUCCAAAGCGAUGAUGCACCUCACCAAGCUAGCUUGAGCCACGAACUCCUUGGCGGUGCCGUUGCGUUCGAAGCUGCAAAGGCUUACGAAGAUCACUGUGCCAAGAAUGGCAAGCCCCAAAGCCACGCUUUGGCUAAGGAACUUUUCGCCGGUUUCGCCGGGGCUGCGGUUGACCGCCUGGUCGAGACCAAGGGUGCUGACGCGUGGUCUGCGCACCAGAAACAGAGAGCGCAAUCGCAUGCUCAAGAGCAGAUCCAGGAAACAUUCACCGAAGAUGUUUACGAGCAGAACUACUAGAUAUACUACGUGUCAAAUAACCUGUAUAGCCAUGCAAGGCAUUUCAAUUUCAUGGACGAACCAUUUCGUAUAUACAAUGCUAGUGGGAAUACAUGCACAACAACCACAGAUCCUCGAUUGAUCCAUACUCUAAAUGGCGAAUAAAGCUAUGCAGCCACGUCACAAACUCAU